Messenger RNA from Penicillium riverlandense, 2340 nucleotides. RefSeq lists its product as uncharacterized. The record is from RefSeq and is a predicted model, not a curated record. The coding region runs from base 1 to 2340 and encodes 779 amino acids. The transcript has 2 exons. Lineage: Eukaryota; Fungi; Ascomycota; Eurotiomycetes; Eurotiales; Aspergillaceae. Gene Ontology annotation, cellular component: plant-type cell wall. Gene Ontology annotation, biological process: arabinan catabolic process; xylan catabolic process. Gene Ontology annotation, molecular function: alpha-L-arabinofuranosidase activity; xylan 1,4-beta-xylosidase activity.
AUGUCCUGUGCUGGUAAUUCGUCUGAAAUCUGCGGAGGUACUUGGCUAGUUGACAUAUACCAGAUUUCCAAUCCAAGUGCCAACCCAGUUCCUCUUUCGGGAUCUACGAAGCCUAAUUGCACGGUUGAUCCUUUGUGCAGCAAUCCGGUUUGUGAUACUUCUCUCGAUCCUCUCACCCGUGCAAAAGGGCUUGUUGAUGCCAUGACCUUUGACGAAAAGGUCCAAAACACUCAGAACGGAUCUCCUGGUGCAAUCCGUCUUGGUCUACCUGCAUAUCAAUGGUGGAGCGAGGCUUUACAUGGCGUCGCAGGCUCUCCAGGUGUCACCUUCCAGCCCUCCGGCAACUUCAGCUAUGCUACCUCCUUCCCACAGCCCAUCCUCAUGUCUGCUGCCUUUGAUGACGCCCUGAUCAAGAAAGUGGGAACUGUCGUUAGCAUCGAAGGCCGCGCUUUCAACAAUUAUGGCAAUGCUGGCCUAGAUUUCUGGACUCCCAACAUCAAUCCAUUCAGAGAUCCACGCUGGGGUAGAGGUCAAGAGACACCCGGAGAGGAUCCAUUCCACAUUGCUCGUUACGUAUACAAUCUGGUUGACGGCUUGCAAAAUGGAAUCGGGCCUGCCAACCCGCGAGUCGUGGCGACUUGCAAACACUUUGCUGGAUACGACAUUGAGGACUGGGAGGGAAAUGAACGCUACGGCUUCAACGCAAUCAUUUCCACACAAGACUUGUCGGAGUAUUAUCUGCCUCCCUUCAAAAGCUGCGCGCGUGAUGCACAAGUUGAUGCCAUCAUGUGUAGCUAUAAUGCUGUCAAUGGCAUUCCAACGUGCGCCGACAGCUAUCUGUUGGACACUAUUCUUCGUGAUCAUUGGAACUGGAAUCAAACUGGACAUUGGGUGACCUCUGAUUGCGAUGCAAUUGGCAAUAUCUAUUCCGACCAUCACUACACUAGUUCCGCUGCUGCAGCUGCGGCCGACGCUCUGAAUGCCGGUACAAAUCUCGAUUGUGGCACCACAAUGUCAAACAAUCUCGGAGCAGCCGCCGCUCAAGACCUGUUCCAGAACGCCACUCUGGAUUCCGCUUUGAUUUAUUUGUAUUCUUCUCUGGUCCGCCUUGGAUGGUUCGACUCAGAAGAGUCACAGUAUCGCACACUGGGAUGGUCCGAUGUCGGUACCCCAGCGUCCCAGCAACUGGCCAACCAGGCUGCUGUCGAGGGUAUUGUGCUCUUGAAAAAUGACCGCAAAGAAGUUCUACCACUCUCUCGCCAUGGUCAGACUGUUGCAUUGAUUGGACCCUACGCCAAUGCUACCACUCAGCUGCAAGGAAAUUAUUACGGCACUCCAGAAUACAUCCGAACCAUGGUAUGGGGUGCUCAGCAGAUGGGAUUUAAUGUUCAAUAUCAGGAAGGCACUGCAAUAAACUCGACUGACACGACUGGCUUUGCUGCUGCUCUGGCUGCAGCCAAGGCAGCAGAUAUCAUCAUCUAUGCUGGCGGUAUUGACAACUCAAUCGAAGCUGAAGGCGACGACCGAGACUCAAUCGCCUGGCCUGGUAACCAGCUUCAGCUCAUUGAUGAGCUUUCUCAAGUCGGAAAGCCAUUUGUCGUCUUGCAAUUCGGUGGUGGUCAAGUAGACGACUCAGCGCUUCUGCAAAACAAUAAUGUGAAUGCGCUGUUAUGGUGCGGCUACCCUAGUCAAGUCGGUGGCCAGGCAGUGUUUGACAUCCUUACGGGUCAGUCUGCUCCUGCGGGACGACUGCCGGUCACACAAUAUCCAGCCAACUAUACUAGCGAGAUACCCAUGACCGAUAUGGCUCUGCGCCCGAACGGAAUGGCCCCUGGGCGUACCUAUCGUUGGUACAACAACGCUGUGAUACCCUUCGGCUUCGGCUUGCACUAUACUACCUUUGAUGUCUCCUGGGUGAAAACGGAGAUGGGCCCCUACAACACCGCAGCCCUCCUUGCGCAUGCAGGCAAAUCAAAGUACCAAGACACUGCUCCCUUUGACACUUUCCAAGUCAAAGUGAAGAACACCGGAAAAGUUACAUCUGACUAUGUUGCAUUGGUCUUCUCUUCCACUAGCAACGCUGGCCCUAAGCCGUAUCCUAUCAAAACGCUGGUAGGCUACGCGCGAGCUUUUGCUGUCAAGUCGGGAGAGACUCGAACAGUCGGCAUUGACGUGACCCUUGGCUCCAUGGCACGCACUGCUGCUAACGGAGAUCUGGUGCUGUACCCUGGCUCGUAUACUUUGGAACUGGAUGUGGAUCAACAUUUCCCACAUGCUGAGUUGACAAUUCAUGGACCUGAGAAGGUUCUGGACUCGUUCCCGCAGCCUCCUUCGUCUUGA